CGCAUGCGCGAAAAACCGGGUAACAUCUGCCUACCUGUUCUCAGUGAAGUAUUAGCUUCACAGAUUGCGACACGAACAAACUUUCUGUUCGUUACUCUUUAUUGUUUUGUACGUAUAGUGAAGUUUAAGUAAAAGUUUUUAGCUGGUAUAUAUAUAUAAUGGCAGGAAUAUUGUGCGAUCAUAAAGACCUUAGCUCUAAAAGAAAAUCGUAUAUUGAUUGGGAUGAAUAUUUCAUGGCUAUAGCAUUUCUUUCUGCAAAGCGGAGUAAAGAUCCUUGUACACAAGUCGGUGCAUGUAUUGUUAAUAAUGAUAAAAGAAUUGUUGGUAUUGGCUACAAUGGAAUGCCCAAGGGAUGCGACGACGAUAAAUUUCCUUGGAAAAAGGGUCCUCAUACCAGUUUAGAUGCAAAAUUUCUCUAUGUAUGUCAUGCAGAAGUUAAUGCUGUUCUAAACAAAAAUUCAAGUGAUGUUAAAGAUUGUACAAUAUACGUUGCUUUAUUUCCUUGUAAUGAGUGUGCGAAAGUUAUAAUACAAUCUGGCAUAAAAACAGUCAUAUACAUGUCUGAUAAAUAUGCUUACAAAGUUGAAACAGUAGCUGCAAAGAAAAUGUUUGAUGCUGCUGGUAUACAAUAUAGACAAUACAUCCCAAAAAAUCAAAAGAUAGAAAUUAAUUUCAGUGAUAUUGACUGGACUGAGAUGAAUCAAUUACCACAAUCUCCAAUUAAGCAAAAUUAAAAAAAGAGUAAAAUCAUUCUUAAUUACUAUUCUAUUUUAUAUGAAUAGUUCUAAUUUGAUUUUAUCUUUCUUUUAAUUUUAUCGUAAAUAAUUGUCUCUCAUUUAAGUGGACCAUAUUAUAGAUACAAAAAUGUAUUAGUUUUUUAUAAUUGCAAGCUAAAAAGUAAAUAA
Molecule: messenger RNA, 905 nt
Organism: Linepithema humile (Argentine ant)
Lineage: Eukaryota; Metazoa; Arthropoda; Insecta; Hymenoptera; Formicidae
Product: deoxycytidylate deaminase-like
Biological process (GO): pyrimidine nucleotide metabolic process
Cellular component (GO): cytoplasm
Molecular function (GO): zinc ion binding; dCMP deaminase activity
Source: RefSeq, a predicted model, not a curated record